This is a messenger RNA of Cotesia glomerata, 449 nucleotides long. RefSeq lists its product as uncharacterized. The record is from RefSeq and is a predicted model, not a curated record. The transcript is spliced from 2 exons. Bases 54 to 371 code for a protein of 105 amino acids. Lineage: Eukaryota; Metazoa; Arthropoda; Insecta; Hymenoptera; Braconidae.
AGGCUCAAAUUUCUACUUGUGAGACUUUAAAUGCCAUCAAUAAGUUAUUGAGAAUGUUCAAAAAGUGGCAAAGUUUGCAGCGUAGUUAUAAACGGAGACAAUCAUUCACGCAAAUCAAAAAUGAAACUGUUUUUAAGAAUAAGUUGAAGGAGUUAUUUGAUAUUGCUCACACGAAAGCAGUCAAAACCUUAAGUAAAGAGGGAAAUGAAUUUUUGCUAGCCCAGAGAUCAUCAGGUCGGCGUGGAUUUAUUGAUAAUUUUCCACAAAAACCUCUAACAUAUGAAGAACUGAUGGAGGUAGAUGAAGAAAAUUCGGAUGAACUGGUUGACAAUAGUACCAUCACUCCAAGCCAAGAUAGUAACACUACUUGAAGCCAAGGUACACUAACAACAUCACAAUCAACGAUAAGUCAUGUUUCAAAUUUCGAAGAUGAAUUAUCUCUGCCAAAA